CUUCCUCUGCUUCCAAACCUACUGCCCCCGUUCUAACGAAUCCCAACUAAUAUUCCUCCUCCAUUCUACUCCUACUUUGUGGAUCGUGACAGCAUCAUAAGAAGGCUGGCGGGGAGGAGGGCCAGCACGGCCACACCAUAACCACCAUAGCGCUUCUUACCGAGCCACACUACUUUCGCUCGUAUAGCCUCGUAGCCAACGCCCGAACGCUCACCGUGGAUAGGAUGCGGCGACCGGCCAUGGGAAGGGCAAUGGCGCCGCUCCUCGUGCUGGCGGUCCUGGCCGUCGCGGCGGCCACGGCCGGGGCUGUUGACGGAGAUGUCAAGUGCGCUGAGUGCGGCACGGGCACGGUGCCGGUGCCCGUGCUGCCGCCGCCGCCGCCGUACUACUACUACAGCCCUCCGCCUCCGGCGUCCUACCCCGGUGUGUCCAACUGCCCGCCGCCGCCAGGGGGGUACAUCCAGAUCGGGGGCUCGGCGCCGGGCAAAGGGCGCAUGUACCCGCAGGACCCCGGGUUCAUGCCAUCCAGCGCGCAGCCCAGGCAUGGGAGCCGCGCCGUCCACUUCACGGUAUGUUCGUUUGCGGCGUUGGCGAUUCUACGGGCCUUUUGGUGAUCGAUCUGCGGCAACUGCGCGGCCAUCGUCUCCGUUACGUGUCGCGACGGAAGGACAGAGACGUGCCGGCGUUCCAUGGAUCUCCUGUGUAUGCAUUCACCUUGUAAUAAUUCUUACUGGUCAUAUGUUUUGUAGUUCUUGUAAUACAUCAAGCUCCUUUUUCUCAAUUUUGUUUCUUGUUACAGAACUUUUACUUGUAACAAAUUAGUUGCAAAUCAAUGGAACUAGCAGGUCAUGGUGGGUA
Molecule: messenger RNA, 858 nt
Organism: Aegilops tauschii subsp. strangulata
Lineage: Eukaryota; Viridiplantae; Streptophyta; Magnoliopsida; Poales; Poaceae
Source: RefSeq, a predicted model, not a curated record